This is a messenger RNA of Dermacentor silvarum, 1873 nucleotides long. RefSeq names its product E3 SUMO-protein ligase PIAS3. Gene Ontology annotation, molecular function: zinc ion binding; transcription coregulator activity; SUMO ligase activity. The transcript is spliced from 3 exons. Lineage: Eukaryota; Metazoa; Arthropoda; Arachnida; Ixodida; Ixodidae. Bases 425 to 1285 code for a protein of 286 amino acids. Gene Ontology annotation, biological process: regulation of transcription by RNA polymerase II; protein sumoylation. The record is from RefSeq and is a predicted model, not a curated record.
CAGCGUCAUAAGAGAACACCUCGAAAACCUGUAUUAUUGCUAUUGUAAUUUGGAUGGAUGCACGUUCACUAAUUCAUUUUUUUUAAUCAGUAGUGAAAGAUUCUAUUUUGUGUCGUUUUGCGCUGGCUAGGAAAGUUCACAACACAGCCUUCGUGAUGUUUGUCUGCAGGUACCUGCGUUGUUUUCCUAACCAUUGCAAUGUCCUAGCUUGCCAACCAAAACCUGAACCGUUUAACAUGGUAUACCUGCCGAAAAUUGGGAAAUGUGACACGUACGCUAAUAAUCUGGCAUAGGUUCGAGUUCGGGAUUAUUAGCAAUGCGGUGAAAUGUGUACUCAUCGAGUGAGUAAUGCCCGGAAGAAUAAACCAACACUGUUUGCUGUCUGCACCAGUCACGGCAUUUCGUCAGUUCUGGCUCCGGCGUGAUGCUACCACACCAGCCGUUCUAUCGCCCCCUACGGCAAGUGCCGCUUGUGGCAGUCCCAUCACCCGAAAGCAAUGGCCUUCACUUUUACUGUGGGACAUACUCUGCACAAAGCCAAAGCGUUGGUGCUGCGUCACGACUGCUCAUCUGCUUCACACCGGUUGUGGAGUGCUCAUCUCCACCAGUUGUGGAGCGCACAGCCAGCGUGCUCCUAAACGGUCUUGCAUACCACAACGUGCCAUUCACAAUGGUGAACAUCUCGCCACUUCUCAGCCACAGCAUAAAGAACUACUUUGCCAUUUGGGAUGAGGUUAUCCCGACGAAGGUGGGGGUGUGCGUCGUCGAAGCUGCGAAGGCCACCGAGGACGAGUUGCUGUCCUCAUUCGACGAAAGUGCACCGUACACCAUCAAGCGGGAGAACACGGAAGCACUAGUGAAAGCCCACUUUUCCGAAGCAGACGAGGCCAUCGUGGAGAACUUCCAGGUGUCCCUGGUCUGCCCACUAACGAAGAGGAAGAUUCGGGUCCCUUGCCGCGGUACCCACUGCCAGCACACACAGUGCUUCGAUGCCUGCGCUUACCUUGCCCUCAAUGAAGGCACGAUGCAUCCCUCCUGGCGCUGCCCUGUCUGCAGAGAUCAGGUUCUUCUCCAGGACAUUCGCAUCGACCUGUUCACGCUGGACGUCCUCCGCAAGGCUGACGACCAGUGCAGCACUGUGAAUCUUCUACCCAAUGGCAGCUGGGUGUCAGUGACAGAUUAUGACGACCACACUGCCAUUGUAAUUGAAGACAGUCCGGUCAAGGAGACUGAGAGAAUGUUACACAAUUCUUCGGUCAUUGACUUGACGGUAGAUUCGGACUAACAGUGGUUUGGUUGUCCAAUCGACCUGUGUUCUGUGUCACGGCAUGCCCGUGACUUAUGCCUAUGGUCUGCUGGGAAGAAAAUGAGACUGUGUUCGUGCCACAAGUGUGAUUCAAGGCGUUUCCCUUUCGCCAAAGAUUGUGACUUUGCUAGCAGCUGCUUCUUUGAUUAGUUGUUCCACCUGUGUAGAAGUGGUUAUGAAAAUUCGAAGCGGUGUACGAAAUUGUGCACCUUUGUAGCUGGACGCAACAGCCACCGCUGCCAGCAAUGACCUGUGUGCUUCAAAGUGAUAUUUUACGGACUUGGAGCAGUGUGCUAUUUUAUACAGUCGAAUGCUUUUAUAACGAAAAGCCUGAGGCUUCUGAAAUAAUUCAUUGUGUGGGUCACUUUGUUUUAAAGGUAGCGCGCUUUCCCAGCUCACAAUAGAACCGGGACAGAAUGGUUCCGUCAUUAUAUCAGUCAUUUCAUUGCCGAGGCAUUCAUUGUACAGGCGCUCGACUGUAUUUUCGUUUAUUUUUUCAUCUUUUUUACUGUUUUUAUCAACAGACUUUAUGCAUUUUAUAUCAAUAAAAUAUAUUUGUGCUUCAAA